AUGUCUUUAAAACCAUAUAGUUUUGAGCCAAAUGUUAGUGACAUUGAUAGAUUUGAACCAAAUUAUUCUGUAUCUUUAUGUUUACCAAAUGUUCAGGGAAGAACCCAAGUAGAAGUAAAUGAGUGGUGUAAUUGUGAAAAUUGUGCAAAAAUGUCGAACGAUUUAGAAUGCAUGUGUUGUUCAGAAUUUGAUAACGUAAAACAAUUAUUGGAUUCAAAAAAAUGUGUUACUGCUACUGCUUCCUUUGAAAAAAUUAUUUUAGAUGAAGAAAUAUUGAAUAUUACUCGCCAACAGAUGAUUAUGAAAACUAAAAAUAAAUUGAAGAAAAAGCAGUUGAGCGCGUUAGAAGUACCGAAUAAAACAUGGAGAUAUAUUUGUUAUGUUCAGUUUACUCAUUGGGUUAAUUCUUGGACUUCAUUGGGAAAAGAGUAG
This is a messenger RNA of Acyrthosiphon pisum (pea aphid), 432 nucleotides long. RefSeq lists its product as uncharacterized. The coding region runs from base 1 to 432 and encodes 143 amino acids. NCBI's taxonomy places the organism in Eukaryota, Metazoa, Arthropoda, Insecta, Hemiptera, Aphididae. The transcript is spliced from 2 exons. The record is from RefSeq and is a predicted model, not a curated record.